Paramormyrops kingsleyae is the source of this 1631-nucleotide messenger RNA. RefSeq names its product keratin, type II cytoskeletal 8. NCBI's taxonomy places the organism in Eukaryota, Metazoa, Chordata, Actinopteri, Osteoglossiformes, Mormyridae. Gene Ontology annotation, molecular function: structural constituent of skin epidermis. Gene Ontology annotation, biological process: intermediate filament organization; keratinization. Gene Ontology annotation, cellular component: keratin filament. The record is from RefSeq and is a predicted model, not a curated record.
GAAGCUGCUAAAUAAGAGGCGCCAUCAGCAUAUACUCCAGAACACUCUUCCACUCCAUCCACAGUGCUCUUCUGCCUCCAUCUCGCUCAGCUAACCUCCUGGCACCUGCAACCAUGAGUCUACAGACCAAGCAAUUCAGCAGCUUCAGCACAGUGAGCAGCAAAGGCAAAUCCGGCUUCAGCACAGUGAGCAGCAAAGGCAAAUUCAGCAGCGUCAGCAGCUCCGGCUUCAGUGGUGCCUCUUACUAUGGCAUAGGACCCCGGUUCAGCUGGAGCCCCUCCAUCAAGCAGACCCCGAUGCCCUGUGGCCUUCACUCCGGCUCCCAUAUCAGCUCGGUGAACGUCAACUGGAAUCUGCUGGAUCCCCUCAACUUGGGGGUCGACCCCACUUUCUGUACCGUGCGCAAAGAGGAGAAGGAGCAGAUCAAAUCCCUCAACAAUCGCUUCGCCUCAUUCAUCAAUAAGGUGCGCCAUCUGGAGCAGCAAAACAAAUUGCUUGAGACCAAGUGGAACCUCCUUAAACAGGAGUCCCCCGACGAUUCCCAAAUCGAAAUGAUGUACGAGGACUACAUUUCCAGGCUGCACUAUCAGCUGGACACCCUCAACGAGGAGAGGAGCAGGCUGGACGGCGGCCUGAAGGACGUGAUGUUGCAGGUGGAGGGCUGCAAGGAAAAGUUUGAAGAUGAAAUUAACAAGAAAGCCAGCUUAGAAAAUGAGUUUGUAAUCCUGAAGAAGGAUGUCGACCACGCUUUGCUGGUGAAGACAGAACUGGAUGAAGAGGCUGAAGCCCUGAAUGAAAAAAUAUACUUCCUCAAGACUAUAUACGAUCAGGAAUUGACUGAGCUUGAAGCCAGCAUCAAGAACACUUCGGUCACUGUGCAGAUGGACAACUCCCGUGAAAUCAACAUGGAAGACAUCAUAGCUGACGUUAAGGCACAAUAUGAGUAUGUUGCCACCAAAAGUCGCGAGGAGGCAGAAUCGUGGUACAAGGCUAAGGUCAAUGAGAUGUCAAAGAAUGCCAGCUACUAUGAUAAUCAACUAUCCACAUCAAAGAAUGAACUGGCGGAGCUCAGACGCAAGAUCACGCGUAUAAAAAAUGAGAUUGAGACUGUCAAGGGACAGCAAGGUAAUCUGGACUCGGAUAUAAAGAAGGCAAAAGCUAAAGGAACUGAGGAGCUGGAAAAAGCCUGGAAGCACAUCCGGAGCCUGGAGAAGAACUUGAACGAGAAGAAGAAGGCUCUGGCUUGCCAGGUGAAAGACUAUCAGGAGCUGAUGAACUGCAAGAUGGCCCUAGACAUUGAGAUCGCCACCUACAAGAAGCUGCUGGAAGGAGAGGAGUUCAGAAUUGGACAUGAGUACGCUGUGAAUAUCCAUCCAGGGACCCACACCUAUAAAGAGGUGGAAAUUCCACAGCAAAAACUUCUGAUCAAGAAGAUCGAGACUCAUGACAAGAAGACAUUCAGCCUCAACUGAGCUACUGGAAACACAGUGAAUGGUGCCUUAUCCUGUUAACUUUACCUAUAAAAUGUAACUUCGGGUAUAAAGGGAAAAUAAAACAGUUUCUCACUAGCACAGGCUUUCUGCUCAGAUAAAAAAUGUAUUAAAAAUAAAGUGCUCUCUACAAUAAAUUCA